Torulaspora delbrueckii is the source of this 579-nucleotide messenger RNA. RefSeq lists its product as uncharacterized. The coding region runs from base 1 to 579 and encodes 192 amino acids. Gene Ontology annotation, cellular component: lipid droplet; ascospore wall; prospore membrane. The record is from RefSeq and is a predicted model, not a curated record. The transcript has a single exon. Lineage: Eukaryota; Fungi; Ascomycota; Saccharomycetes; Saccharomycetales; Saccharomycetaceae.
AUGGUAACUUUAGGGCCUUUGGGAGUAAUCUUGGGUCACAUUCAAUGGGUUUUGCAAACUAAUGCCAUUACUUCUAUCAUUUGUCGAAAUAUUGUUCUCACACAUCUGGGCAAUCAAAUAUUCGAUAUAACGCUCUACUUGAAUGGGCAGACAGAAUUUUUGAAUAGGGCCAAAUUCAUUAAAUAUAAUAAGAAUGAUAAUGAAUCUUUUCUCAAAGCUUUUAGUGAAAAUUGGCAAAUAACCAUACCUUUGUUGAUGAUCCACUGUAUUAGAAAAAUGACCAUAAUAACUAUUUUGACAUUACUCUCAUUGAUACCGUUGCUCGGCCCGAUAGUGACAAAUCAAUUGCUUAGUGGAAGAAGAGCUUUUUCGUAUAUGGGUCGUUAUUUCACUCUGAAAGGUGGAAGCGCCAAGGAGAACAAGGAUUUCCAGUAUGAGCAUUUGGGACUAUUCUUUACCUUUGGAAUGGCAGCUGGACUGCUUGAGUUUGUGCCCUUGUUUUCUGUCAUAACGAUUAUCAGUAAUACCAUUGGCGCUGCAAAGUGGAGUAUAGAUUUGAUUAAGAAAAAUCAAAAUUAA